Molecule: messenger RNA, 2043 nt
Organism: Enhydra lutris kenyoni (northern sea otter)
Lineage: Eukaryota; Metazoa; Chordata; Mammalia; Carnivora; Mustelidae
Product: zinc finger protein 414
Exons: 7
Coding region: 729-2009 (426 amino acids)
Source: RefSeq, a predicted model, not a curated record
GGCGUUGCGGGUGCGGGCGCGGCGAACCAGCGGGUGCUGGCGGGGCGCGGCCGUGUCGCACGCGCACCGUCCGGCCGACCCCGCCCCCACAUCCGGGCCUUCGCUGGUCGCUGGCUGUCACUUGGGGAACACCCCACCCCCGGCUUCCUGGCCCCGCUUCGACUGGGCCACGCCUACAGGACUCAGGCUCCGCCCCUGUUCCUUAUGCAUCCGGGCCCCUAGCACCUCCGGGUUUGGCUGCCCAGCUGCAGCCCGGUGGGUGUGUGUGUUUCCGUUCGGAGACAGUCCGCUUGAUCCCUUCUGGCCUCUCCACGGUGUUCCUAGCGGCGCCGUGUUCGGAGCCUGGUCUUUGUAACCUGCGCCCCGCCCGCACCCCGUAGGCCACGGCCCUGCCCCCAAGUUAGGGACGAGGGACUGCUGUCUUCACAGGAGUUAAUUCCUGACAGAUACGCCUUUCUGCAGCUGGGACACCUCCCAGCUCCCUCCCAGAGGAUGGAACACAGGAGGUUCAGUCCACCCUUAUCCCCUACCCGCCCCUGAUGGUGACUCCUUAGGAUUGGGGCUGACGGGGUGAUUUCUCAAGGGCGUUUGCUGCUUCAGGAAUGUCCACAGGUCUUGGCGGGGUGGGAGGGGUUCCCAUGGCUGGCCCAGGCCGACCUGGGCCCAGAGGGGUUCUCCCUGCCUUUUCCUUCCACUAGGAGGAGGAACCCUCGGGGCCCAACCCGGACAUGCCGGCCCCUGCAGAGCCCAGCUUCAGUGAGACUGACAAGGAGGUGUUGUCCCCAGUUGCGGCUGCAGCAGCCACUUCCUCUUCCAUGGGGGAGGAGCCAGGCCCUGAAAGGGCAUCCACACCCCCAGUGUGGGACCGAGGAGGGCCUGGGGGGACCCAGCAGGGUGCCCCCUCAGCCCCAGACAGUGUUCAGCCCGGUCCUGGAUCCAGCCUUGGCCCGACCAGCACCGUCCCUGGGACCAGCGAGGACCUGAGGCCUCCCAGACGACGCCAACAACCAGGGAAGCAGAUACCCUGCUCCAGCCCUGGCUGCUGUCUCAGUUUCCCCAGUGUUCGAGACCUGGCACAACAUCUGCGUACCCACUGCCCACCCACACAGUCCCUGGAAGGCAAGCUCUUCCGCUGUUCCGCCCUGAGCUGCACGGAGACCUUCCCCAGCAUGCAGGAACUGGUGGCACAUGGCAAACUGCACUACAAACCCAACCGCUACUUCAAGUGUGAGAACUGCCUCCUGCGCUUCCGCACGCACCGCUCUCUCUUCAAGCACCUGCAUGUUUGCGCCGAGCAUGCGCAGAGCCCAGCCCCGCCGCCACCCCCCGCCCUGGACAAGGAGCCACCGGCGCCUGAGCGUCCCCCGGAGUCCGACACUGCUUCGGCGCCCGGCCUGCCGUUCCCGCUGCUCGAGCCCUUCACGACCCCCGCCCCUGCCCCCACCGGGCCCUUCCUGCCCUACUUGAACCCCGCGCCCUUUGGCCUAAGUCCCCCACGCCUGCGCCCUUUCCUGGCCGCGGCGCCCGGGCCGCCCGCCUCCAGCGCCGCAGUCUGGAAAAAGAGCCAAGGUGCCGGCGGCAGCCCGCGAAGACCCCAGGGCGGCUCCGACGCGCCCUCAGGAGGGAACACGCUCGGGAGCAAUGGAUCAGCCAGGCCAGACAAGCCAGGGCACGCGGCCCCGAGCCGCAUCGUGUGGGAGCACACACGCGGCCGCUACUCGUGCAUGCAGUGCGCCUUUUCCACGGCCUCGCGGCCCGCCAUGACACUGCAUCUGGAGGACCACCGCCCCAUCGCCCCCGCGGCCCCGGGGCCCGGGCAGCCGCGCCCCGACGCGCGGGCGGGUAAGGCGGAGGAGCGCUCGAGUGGGGAGGGCGGGGACCCCGAGGCGAGGGGCGGGGCCGAGGCUCAGGCGACCCCUCCUCUGCCCCACCCAGACCCGGUCCCGCUUGCACCCAAGGUGUCUCCGCUGCUGUCAGAGGGGGAGUGUCCGGUUUUCUCGCCGUUCUGAAUCCCGCCGCGGUGGGGAGGGGGGGGGAGUUGGA